UAGUUUUCUCUUGGGUGCCUUAUCUUCUUGCAAUGGGUCAGGCCGGGACCCUUGAUGAGGACCGAAGUAACUUAGUGGGGUUCGAUCCGUGCUGUAGUAUGGAUGCCUUAUCGUGAAAAAGGAAACAAGGAAAAACCCUAGCCGCUAUGCCGAUAGACUUUGACGGCGAGAUCUCCUUGACACGGUUUUUGGAAAUUUUCCGGAAAAGGAAUAUAUGAGAUUUUCCGAUUUUUCCACUCCCUUCCUUUUUCUUUUGAUGAACAUUUUUUGCCGAUUUUCCUUUCCCCUUUGGUGAUUAAAUGGAAAUUCCUUCCAGGUAUAUAUAUGAAUAUUCCGGCACUUUUCAAUGACAUAGAUCCGAGUCAGAACCAUCACCCUUGCUUGAGAAGAAUGUCGAACGACCAGACCCACUUUGGAGCGAUUCCAGAUUCUCAUGUCGGUGGUCAUGCUAGGCCUCGGUACCUCUUCGGUGAUCCCUUCGCCUCGCCUAUUCUGACUCCAGGAGCGGCUUCGAGAGUGGGUAGUGAAGAUGCUCCCAUGGCUCCCUUGCGGCAGCGUCGCUUUUGUUCUUUUGGUGAUGAGGGCGAGGAUGAUCCGAUAUCGGACAUCAGGCAGGGAGAUCUGAUGGGGAUCCGUAGGAAGUAUUCUCUUCCUGACUCGGUGGAACUACGAUGUGCGGGUGAAUUUGAACGCGCUCGUGAUGGAGGUACCGACGAGAUAGCCAUCUUCGAAGCGUACCUAGAAGCAUGCUUCAGGGGGGACAUUCCUUCAUUGGUCGUGGAAGUAGCGUCUUACUUUGGGGUCUCUCCUUCGCAGUUCACGCCGGCAACGUGGCGUACCCUGAUGGCGAUUCAAGUGUUGGGUGAAUUUCACAGCAUUCCCUUCGGACUACCUGAAAUUUCGUACUCCUACUCCUUCAUUCCCUUAUCGAACAAGAAAGCUUUUUAUCAGAUCUGGUCUCGUGAUGGUGAACCUUUGGUAGGCGAACCUCCUAGGGGAGUCCGGGGAAGUUUCCCUUCAAACGACUUCUGGAACAAGAGAUAUGUGUUCAUGAAGGUUAAUGGUGUUCCGCGCUAUCCUCUCUUUUAGCGAUCCGUUGGUAUGCCCCCCUUAUUAUUUUUAGAUAACUUUUGCGUCGCUAUCCCACCUCACGUAAUGUUUUUGCAGAGAUCUUCCGACCGGUAUUCCCUGCUGAUGAGAUUAUGGUGAAGCUGGCAAGGGACAUUCCCAGGCAAUACCGUUGGAUUUUAUUUCUGAUGAGCCGGAUGUCUUUAUGCCAUUGUCGUAUUUGGGGGCCAAUCCUCAGAGGAGACGAUCUUAUGCAUCGCCUUCUUUUGUCUCUUCAGUUGCGACUUCCUCGACCCUGAGGAAUGCAGGAAAUAACAGAUUGUUUGGUCCACGCCGGCGU
This is a messenger RNA of Raphanus sativus (radish), 1408 nucleotides long. RefSeq lists its product as uncharacterized. NCBI's taxonomy places the organism in Eukaryota, Viridiplantae, Streptophyta, Magnoliopsida, Brassicales, Brassicaceae. The record is from RefSeq and is a predicted model, not a curated record. The transcript has 2 exons. The coding region runs from base 325 to 1089 and encodes 254 amino acids.